Panonychus citri (citrus red mite) is the source of this 3714-nucleotide messenger RNA. RefSeq lists its product as uncharacterized. Gene Ontology annotation, biological process: ubiquitin-dependent protein catabolic process; protein polyubiquitination; positive regulation of proteasomal ubiquitin-dependent protein catabolic process. The record is from RefSeq and is a predicted model, not a curated record. Gene Ontology annotation, cellular component: cytoplasm; ubiquitin ligase complex. Gene Ontology annotation, molecular function: ubiquitin protein ligase activity; ubiquitin conjugating enzyme binding; zinc ion binding. Lineage: Eukaryota; Metazoa; Arthropoda; Arachnida; Trombidiformes; Tetranychidae.
UUAAACUCGAUCACUUUUGUGGUUCAUACAAUGGAUACUCUUUAAUUGUUUUGGUUUUUUUUUCUCCUUCCCAUAGAGUCUAAAUUGUUAAUCAUCAAGUUAACUCUGUUUCCAGGAAAUUUUCUUUUAUUCUACUGCAAUUGUUUUCAAUUUGUUGUUCAUCCAUCAAAUGGGAUCCAUAUUGAUUCUUGGUCUAAAAGGUGUAGGUCAACUGACUAUAGAUGAAGAUUAAAUGGACAAUUAUAAUGAUAAUGUUUACUAUUGAUUAUUAUUUUCCAUUUAAAUAGUGAACAUUUUCAUUAUCUUCUCUUUUCAUCGUCAUCAUCUCAUAUCUCUCAUCUCGUAGUAAUAAUAUUAUAUCCAGGCAAAGUCAUCUGAACAUUCAACAACAACAACAAAACAAUUAAUAUAUUUGUCAACCAAAUGAUGUUUGUAAAAUUGAACCUUAUCUUGUUAUAAGGUAUUAUAUAAAUACGUUUAUAUAAUACAAACACUCAUUAAGGAACAAUAUUAUUAUUAUAUUUACCAGGUAAAAGAGAGAGAGAGAGAGAGACAAUUUUUAUCUUUUAUCAACUAUACUUAUUAGUAGUUAAUUGUAUGUGAUAAUUGUGAAGGAGAGGAUAGUCAGAUAAUAAGAAUAAUUUAAGUAUCUUUACCAUCAUUAGAGUAUGAGUGAUCAAAGUGAGAACAUUAAUUGUUCUAGUGUAACUAGUAAACUGCUUGACAAUUUACUAACUCUUCCAAUUGAACUAUCAACUUCACCUUCAAUACAACAAUCACAACAAUCAUCACAACAACAACAACAACAACAACAAUCUUUUGACACCAAUACAAAUAUAUUCCAGUCUCAACAAUCAACAACAACAAUGCCCUCGUUAACCGUUGGUACUAAAGGUAAAUCAACAACAACCACAACUGAAUUGGGAUCAAUUAGUGUCCCCAAGAAACAAUCAUCACCAUCAACACCUUCAACUGCAAUUGAUUUUUUCACCUUCAAAUGGUUAUUCAAGAAACGAGCUGUUCCUUUCUUAAAGAAAUCAUCUUCAUCCAUUUUCCCUGAAGCCUCAGAUAAUCAAAGUAAUCAACAUCACGGAUCAAAUUCUGUUGGUACAAUUUCUUCAAAUGGAAAUGGACUCGAUGGAUCUCGAUCUAAUAGUCGAUCAGCUGGUUCACGGUUAGACUGUCAAAGUAUUCCAGGUACAGCUAAACCAACGAGUAAAAUUUGUUCUGUGACCCAACCAUUUAUCUCUCGUCUCACCGAAACCGAAUCAACUUUAAAAUCAACCCUUCGAAUGAAACUUUCCUACAGUUUCGGUGAUAUUGGAUUUUCAAAAUGGUCUUACCUGGACAAUGGUGAAAAAGAACCAUUAAAUCCUGACAUUAACGAUGACCAUUCAUCCUUAAAUCACCCUCAUAAUCACCAUCAUCAUCCUCAUCCUCACAAUCAUCUCCAUCACCAUAGGAAUCAUUCAAAUGUCAACACUUCUCAUCAUAAUUCAAUUUCAUCAUCAAGUAAAUGUCUCUUUCCUAAAAGUGGUAAAUUAACUUCAUCUUCAUCAGCUUCAAUAUCUCACCUUCCCUCAACUCGUCGAUCUGGUUAUCAUUAUCGUCAUGAAUCAUCAAUUGGUACCCUGAGAAAUCGUGAAUUAGAUUCAAUUGAACGAUGCUCUCUCUGUCUUAAUGAGAUAUCACCUCAAUUGAUGCACACAAUUUGGUCCUGUGGAUGUCGUUUCUGUAUCAAUUGCCUACAAACUUACCUGACAAUAAAUAUAAAGGAAAACAAUAAUGUUUGUAAUUUAACUUGCCCUGAUUCAAAUUGUCCAGAGAUAAUCAAAUUAUUGAAACAACAUCCAUCCUCAACAUUAUCAUCAUCUGCUAGUAAUAAUAACAUUUCCUCAUCAUCUGGUCCUAAUCAUCAUCAUCGUUUAAUGACAUCUCUCAUAAAAACAAUGUCUCCAAAUCGUUUCACUCCCCAAGAGAUACAAUUAUUGGUACCAGAGGAGACAUUUAAUCUGUACAAAAAGUACAAAUUAUACCAGGAAGUAGAUGAAGAUCCCAAUCGAACCUGGUGUCCAAAGCCAAACUGUGUUAACAUUUGCACCAUAACAAAAUGUCAAACUGUUUCUCUGCCCUCAUCAUCAUCAUUUACCUCAUCAAAGUCAACUCAGUCCACAAAGAUGUCGCUAAACGUUUCACCGGAACUGGACAAGGCCUCAUUUUAUUGUCAAAAGUGCAAUGAAACCUAUUGUAACCUAUGCCGAAAACCCUUUCACCCUGGAACCUCAUGUUGGCCUUCAGGAGAAGAUGAUGACCUUGCCCUUUUAUUGAACAAUCAAAGUGGCUCACCAAACCGUCUCAAUAACAUUAAACGCUGCCCUCGAUGCUCCGUUUGGAUUGAGAGAGACGAUGGAUGCGCUCAAAUGAUGUGCCGUAAAUGUAAACACGUUUUCUGCUGGUUUUGCCUUCAAUCACUCGAGGAUGAUUUUUUACUUCGUCAUUAUGAUAAAGGACCUUGUAAAAAUAAGCUAGGUCAUUCCCGACCUUCGGUAAUUUGGCAUCGAACUCAAGUUAUCGCUAUUUUCGCUGGAUUUGGUUUACUAUUACUUUUGGCCUCACCCUUAUUCCUAAUCGCAUCACCAUGUAUCCUUUGUUGUAACUGUUGUUGUGGUUCAUCCUGCAAGUACUUAGACGAUGGUGAUCCCAAUGAAGAGGAAGAUGGAUUCGGUGUUGUUAAUCUGUAAAUCAUCAUCAUCAUUAUCAUCAACAUCAUCCAACACCAAAUCUACACAUGAAAUAGACAAACCUAAUGAACAUAGUUCAAUCAUCCUGAUUAAUAUCUUUAUCUUGUUAUUAUCAAUUUAAUUUUCAUUUACGUUCACCAACCUCAUUCAUUAUCUAUCCAUUUAUUUAUAUCCAUUUCUGACAUUUAUUUUUCUUCCACUUCCUCUUCCACCUCCUUCUCUCUCAUCCUUCGUCUCUUAAAUGCAUUUGUAAAUAAUCAACAUCCGCCAGGCGGGAUUACUGAACUUUGAUUGGUAAAAAACGAGACCUGAGUCCAUUUAGAAAAUGCUCUUCCUCCCGAUCCUCUCAAUAAUAUAUAUAUAUAUAAUAUUCCUCGAUUAUUGUCAUCAUUAUUGUCACCAUUCUCAUCGUCACUUCCACUUUCAUCAUCUUGGAUACUAGAAUGAACCACAAUUAAGAGGAUAAACAUCAACAGCCACAAUUUAGUGACACAACAUCAACUCACCGGAGGGGAAAAUAAUUCUAACGGAACUUUCCAAACACACAUAUUAAUCUAUUAUAUAUAUAUCGAUGGUAGUGAUCAUAAAGAUACAUCGAACUAAAUCAAUUCCAAUGACACAGAGAUAACUACAAUUAACUGAUUGUUUUCAUUCAUUUUCAUGAUAAUUUAUCAUUGAAAAUUUUCCCACUUCAUUUACUAUACAAAAACAAAGCCAAAGGAAGAUAUGAAAUCAAAAGAUACAAAUUGAUUGUCAACAUUCAGAAUACACGAGGAAUCAAUUGUAACAAUUAACAACAAAGCUGAUCAGAGUUACAAUCGAACAUCUAAUUUAGUUAUUAUAAUAGUUAUAACAAUGAUCAAAAUUGAUUAGACAAUUUAGUUAAUUACACUACUAAAACUGUAUAUACAUAUGUUUGUGUGUAUACAUAUUUGACUAGUAAAUUAUUACGAUAUUAAUUGUUACCACUUAA